AGACGAAAGUUAACCAUGUUAGAAAUUGACAAAAAAAAAAAAACAUGUUAGAAAGCAUUUCAAAAGCCACGUGCCUUUGACCAAAACGACUUCCAACUUCGAAGCUUCGGAAAGGUCAAGGUUCCAUCGUAUCAAACCCUAAUCUUCCGCUUCAGAACCAAAGCUUCUACUCUAGUCUUCCAAUUAUUGCAAUCGAAUCAACCGGAUCAAUCUCAAUUUCCACUUUAAGGAUGCCGGCAGCGCGGUAUUUUUCUCCCGUAGACACGUUAGAGCAGAAGUUGCAGAUUGAAAGGAAGCUUGGAACUGUGAAAGCGUGCAAGUACUUCAAUCUUCUCACGAGAUUUCUCAGUGUCAAGAUAAGCAAACAUGAAUUUGAUAGACAGUGCAGGGCGACUAUUGGUAGGGAAAAUAUCCAUCUUCAUAACCAUUUCAUAAGGUCAAUCUUGAAGAAGGCAAGUCUCUCCAAGAGAGGCAACAUAAUAGGAAGUUCUUUGAAUGUGAAAAUUCCAAAUGGGUGUAAUGAUCUUCAGUUUCUGUGCAAGGAUUUUCUUCAAUCUCCUCGAAAAGUCAGGACUCCGAGUUUGCGUGACCGUAGAUUCAAGGAUCGUCCCAGCCCUCUUGGUCCUAAUGGGAAGAACGUGAACAUUGGGUUUGAGGAUUCAGUUCGUGAAAUUCAUGAGCAGCAAAGUAAUAAGGAACUAGAUUCUGCAGCUAGCAGGAUUCCCCUCUGCGUGGAAGAUGGGGAGGAGGUUGAUCAAGAUUCUGAGAAGGUGAACAUUUAUAUGAGGAGUCCUAUUCAGCCACCUCUUGCAAUUCCUACCUACAAUAAAGGAACUCGUACACUGUUACAUAAUGGAUUACCAUCUGGCACUGAUACCUGCCAAAGUAUUGGCGAGCUACCUGAUACGCCCUCUUUGACAAAAAGGUUGGAGCAGAAAUUGGAAAUGGAAGGAUUUAAGAUCUCUGCUGAUGCAGCGGCCUUGAUGAAUAAAGCACUUGACACCUACCUCAAAAGAUUGAUAAAACCAUGUUUAGAUUUAGCCGCUUCAAAGGCUGUAAACAGAUCUAAUGGUCCAAUACAACCUGGCUUGAAUGAGCAAAUUGGAUCUGUUUCUGUCUCUGACUUUAGAACAGCAACAGAGUUGAAUCCUAACAUACUAGGGAAAGAUUGGUCCCUACAUUUAGAGAAGGUUACAGGCUCAAUAUUGUAUUGAACAAAGCUUUAUGAGUUUUCCUCCAAGUAAUAAUUAAUAAUAUUGGAAUGGGUUAAUUUA
Lotus japonicus is the source of this 1274-nucleotide messenger RNA. RefSeq lists its product as uncharacterized. NCBI's taxonomy places the organism in Eukaryota, Viridiplantae, Streptophyta, Magnoliopsida, Fabales, Fabaceae. The transcript has 2 exons. The record is from RefSeq and is a predicted model, not a curated record. Gene Ontology annotation, biological process: regulation of transcription by RNA polymerase II. Gene Ontology annotation, cellular component: SAGA complex. The coding region runs from base 231 to 1214 and encodes 327 amino acids. Gene Ontology annotation, molecular function: transcription coactivator activity.